CUUUUUCAAAUUAUGCUGGUUAAAAAUAAAGUUGGCAGCACUAUAGGCAAUCUAAUAUCAAUUUAAUUUAAAUUUAAAAAGAAAAUCGAAGGGGUAAAUAUAUGCUCAUUUAGAUAAUACCGACCCGGGCAUAUGAACAAUUAACAAACAAAUUGUUCUCUUUAGAUUAGAAAUGCUAGGCUAGAUUGGUACAAAAUAAAAAAAGUUUAAGCAGAUGAAAAAAACGCGCGUUGGGUGCAUUCCAAUAACUUGAACACAUUAAAAAAAUUUUAUUUAUGUGACGUGCUGGUUUAGUUAUUGUGAAAAAUCAAUACAUAAGGUUUUUUUUUUGUGUAUGUGAGUGCUUCAGAUUGUGUAGCAAGUUUGUUAAACAAAAGUACUUCCUUGACGCUAGCUCACGCGCACAGGAUACCAUACCACAGCACGUAGGGGAGGUCUGCAUCAGCCAACACAAAGCGUCACUUUAUCUUUCUACAAACUAAACGCCAGCAAUCUUGCAUAAACUCAACGCAAAACUUAAAACUCCUUGCAUCCAGGUUAAAAAAGGAUACAAAUUUGGUAUAUAGCACAAACUGCAUAGCUUAGUGAGUUGAGGUUAAGCAAAAUGAACGCAGUCUCUCAAGAAUUUUGCGUACGCUGGAACAGCCAUCUUGGUAGUAUUGGAGCCGCUUUUCCACAGCUUUUAGCCGGACAGAGGUUUGUCGAUGUAACACUGGCCUGUGAAGGUCACCAGUUGCAUUGUCACCGUCUAGUGCUGGCCGCAUGUUCCACAUACUUUGAAGCCAUACUGGCGGAAAAUCCCUGUAAGCAUCCCGUUAUAAUUUUACCAGGAGAGAUCAAGCUCUGGGAGAUUCAGGCGCUUGUAGAUUUUAUGUAUAAGGGAGAGGUAAAUGUCACGCAAGCCGGUCUGGGCCAAUUGCUUCGAUGUGCCGAACAGCUUCGAAUACGCGGUCUAUACGGGUCAGAGGCAGCAAUAAACUACAAUCAUCUUCAACAGAUGAGGAAGGAAACUGUCAAAGACGUAGCCCCAGUCAUCACGAGACUUAAUAAUAUAGACGUGACUGAAACUGAAGAUGCAUCCACAAAUUCAAUUGCCUCUACGACCACGCCAGCACAGACAGCCAAACAGCACCACCACCAACAACAACAACUAACACUGCAAAAGCAGCACAAGGAACUGCGUCAACGUCAGCAAGCAAAUGGUAGUAAUACCCUGCAGCUACAGAAAUCACUUCUGCAUCAACCACAACAGGCUCCAAAUACCGCCCCCUCAGCAACAGCUUCCAACAACUCAAAUUUACCGACCGAAGACGAGUACGCGGAUGAUACCUCUAAUAAUUGGAACACAUAUAAUGAUCAUUGCGAAGACUAUAGCCUAUCCGCAACAACUGAAAAAAAAAAAUCACAGAUGUUUCUCCUCCAGACAAGGUCCCAACAGCAGUUUCAGCAACAGCCAAAUAAUUUGGACUCCACCAUCGAAGACGAUCACAACUAUGUAGCUGCUCAGGAUGAUGAUAAUGAGAGUAGCGUAGCCCGUAUUGCAAACAGCGGGAGUGGCCUAUCCCUUAGCUUUGACGCAGAUAUGCCUGUCAGUAUAUCGGCAGGUCUUAUGCAUAGUUCAAUCGAUAGCUACACCUCAUAUAAGCGUGUUCGACGCUCGGAGGCCUCGUUAGCACAAGCUGCCAAAUGCGUUUCAAAGGGCGAGACAUUUCAAACAGUCAGCAAUAUGUUUAAUAUACCCGUCUCAACCAUUCGUUUUUAUAUGGCGCGAAAAGGCAUUCUUCCAAAACGAAAACGCGGGCGUGGAGCCUCUCAUUCGGGAAAUUCAUUUACAACAGCGAACGCAGGUACGCUUUCGUCUCCAAAUGCUAGCACAGCACAUCACCUCUCUCACAAUAUGCCUUUAGAUACUUUACUAAAGAGUGACAUUACAAACGUGAGCGGAAGCAAUAGUCCAGCGGCGGUAACAGCAACUUCUAAUUUAUCGUCCCUGGAAAUUGCCACAACAGCGGCUGGAAUGCCUUUCCAUCUCCUAAGCGAUGCGUCGACUUUCAAACUGAGCGAGCAGCACCAAUUACACAUGAUCUAACCAUGCUUCUUGCCUUUCUUUAUCCUGAAAUUAAUGCAUAUGUUAAUUGAAAAUAAGGUUUUGCAAACGCUUUAUUUAGUGUUAUAUGGAGGGUGGAUGAUAUAGUAAACGUAAGGUUUGUAGGACGUCUGGUAAAGAAAACGUAUGCCUACUAGUUUCUUAUGCAUCAUAAUACAUAUUACUCAUAAUACUCAUAAAACAAAAAGUCCGCCAUGUUGAAGAUCCUAAUGUGGUAAACAUAGCAAAAUUCCAUUUCAGAACAUGAUUAUUUUUAUUUAAAUUUUAAUUGAUCCAGGAAGAUAUAAAUUAUUGUCUGCAUUUGAAAAGCAUUGUACACUAUUCGCAUUUAAUUUAAACAUUUCUAGUAUAAGCAUUCAGGUUAAUUAGGUUAAUAUUUUAGAAAUCUCGUUUUGCAUAAUUCAAUUAAAAAAUAAAAAAAUACUUCUUAUUUAAUUAGUGCAUUUACAACAAAGGCGACUUCCUAGAUUUUCCAAUCAUAUGAACUUAUCGUUCUCUAAGUUUUGAUUAAGAUAUUAAAUUGUCUACUAUUAUUCAAAUUUUUUCGUCUCAUCACUUGGCUUUACCCCAAGAUAUAGCAAGUAAUGUAUGUAUACGUUUUUUAUACCUCAGACUUCUUUCGAAUUCAUUAAUAGAUUAUUUACUACUGUUAUUAAUAUUUUUGUGCAAUAUUGCAUAAAACGGAUAUUAAUAUUUAGUUUUCAUGAAAAAAAGACACCGAUCAAAAUAAACUUAGCGAACUCCAUUAAAAUUCCGGCAUUUUAUUUAAUGGUAGUUGUGUAAUUAUGUAAAUGUGUUAUGUAGUAUAAAUUGUAAAAAACUCAAACUAGCUGCAAACACAUAGGAUAGUUUACGGUCAAACAAAUAAUUUUAAAUAAAUAAAUUUCCCUUUCCUACCCGG
Messenger RNA from Drosophila obscura, 3008 nucleotides. RefSeq names its product protein tramtrack, beta isoform. Lineage: Eukaryota; Metazoa; Arthropoda; Insecta; Diptera; Drosophilidae. Gene Ontology annotation, cellular component: nucleus. Gene Ontology annotation, biological process: regulation of transcription by RNA polymerase II. The coding region runs from base 605 to 2089 and encodes 494 amino acids. Gene Ontology annotation, molecular function: DNA binding; protein binding. The transcript has 3 exons. The record is from RefSeq and is a predicted model, not a curated record.